AUGACUCCUUCGAAACGCACUGCGACACCUCCAGAAGAUACGAGGCCUAACAAGAAACAAGCGAUAUCAUCACCUGAGGAAGGCGAGGUCGAUUCAGACGUUACGCCGCCGGCGGCGUCACAGCGGUCGCCUCGAACACCCCCGCCUCCUGCGACCAAAGUACCAUUUCCUUUCAAGCCAAAAGUUUCAGCUCCUCCACCACCUCCGUCUAGUAUCAGAGAUAGCGCGCAGAAGUCAAGGGUACCCGCGGUGUACGAACGUUCCGAGGAAGAUGAAAGGCGAAUCCGGGAAGCUGAGGAGCUCGAGCGAAGGUUGACUAAACCUCGGGCGAUACCUACGGGUCGUCCAGACCACUGGGAGCCUGGCUACGACAGAACACGAGAUAGAUGGUCUCGGGACGCGUAUGCACCGCCUGCUGGGUCCUAUUAUCGCCCACGGAAGGAGGACUGGGAUUACGGUAGGAGGGACGAUUAUGAUUGGGAUAGGCAGGAAAGAAGAUGGGAUGACGACAAGGUGGAUAGAAAGCAUACCGAUUACAAACCGGAUCGCAAGGUAGGAGGGAGCGCUAGUCGCUCGACCCCCUCUACGUCCUCUCAGAAGCGCUCCCCGUCCCCCGUCUCCCCUCCCCAUUCCCCCAAAGAGAAGCAUCGACUUCCCCGUCCUCGUACCCCUGUUCGUGACCCAUCCCCCGUACCUGUCGAAGAGCCAGGACGGAGAUGGUCCAGUCGCCACUACGAGCCUGAGAGGUCCUACCCGCUGGAGGGUUCCUCGUACUACCCUCGCGAGUACGACCGUGACCUUCGAGGACACUACAGACGGACACCGCCGGCUGACUUCGACUACCACAGGCGCGAUCGGGGAUAUGACUACCGCGAUUACGACGACAGGUGGGGGUAUGAUGAUAGGUACGACGACCAUAGAGACGCGUACCGUGGUGAAGUCCGUCGUGGGUAUGACAGCUACCGGCCUGUGUCGCCAACUCUUCCUCCCGGUCCUGUGUCACCAAGGCUCCCUCGGGGUCCGAUAACACCGCCUCUGCAGAAGGGUUCAUCUUCAGCGCCCCCACCGCCCCCUAGUCCUCCUCCGCCACCUCCACCGGGAGAGCCGUCAGUAUCGGAGGCUCUUCCAGCAGAACAUGUGGCGGUCUCGAUAUCACUACCUAUUAAGCGACCCGGUGCACCCAAAGAAGAUCGGUCGCCGCCGUCGAUUCUGGAAGGCGGGCGCGUGCCAGCGCCUGUACCUGAUCCAUCACCUCAGAAAGAGCCCGCCACUGAGCGGCGUGUCGUGCCGCUGAAGCCGAAGAGGACGCCCGUUCACCGCACCCGAGAGCAAGAAAAGAUCGCGUACGGGCGUACGUUCGUCGGGUGUGGGUCUCAAGCCGACUACGAUGUCUUGACGAAAUUGGGAGAGGGCACCUUUGGCGAGGUGCAUAAAGCCAUCCACACUGGGACGGGUAGGUCGGUAGCGCUGAAGCGCAUCCUGAUGCACAAUGAGAAGGAGGGCAUGCCUGUGACCGCUCUUCGCGAGAUCAAGAUCCUGAAAGCCCUGAACCACCCUUGCAUCGUAGAAAUUCUAGAUAUGUUUGUCGUUCGCAGCAAGGGCAAGGAGUCUCCAUUGUCGGUAUAUAUGGUCUUCCCGUACAUGGAUCACGAUCUCGCGGGUCUACUUGAGAAUGAACGUGUCAAACUCCAACCCAGCCAGAUCAAGUUGUAUAUGAAGCAACUACUAGAAGGUACCGAGUACAUGCACCGGAAUCAAAUCCUGCAUCGCGAUAUGAAAGCGGCGAACCUUCUGAUAUCAAAUACGGGCUCUCUACGAAUUGCCGAUUUCGGUCUCGCUCGUUCGUACGACCCGAAUAUCGUACGUGGAGGCGACCACAAACUCGACCGGUACGGUCGGGAGCGCAAGUACACGAAUUGUGUAGUUACCAGGUGGUACCGCCCUCCUGAGCUCUUGCUGGGUGCGAGACAGUAUGGAGGCGAGGUGGAUAUAUGGGGUAUAGGCUGUGUCCUGGGCGAGAUGUUCUGGCGUCGCCCCAUCCUCGCGGGUUCCUCCGAUAUAGACCAACUAGAUAAAAUCUGGCAGCUGUGCGGUUCCCCUAACCAACAGAACUGGCCUAAUUGGGAUCGCCUUCCUGGAUGCGAAGGCGUUAAGCGCUUCCCGCAGUAUACCAGGCGAGUAAAGGCCAUAUACGAGACCAUCGGUCCUGAGACUUGCGAUUUGUUGGAUAAGCUUCUCACUUUGAACCCGAGAGAAAGGAUAUCAGCGUCGGAAGCCCUGGAUCAUGACUAUUUCUGGUCUGACCCGCUGCCGGCGGAUCCAAAGAGUCUGCCCACUUACGAGGCUUCCCAUGAAUUCGACAAGCGUGGGCGGCGAAAUCAGGGACCAGCAGGUCCACCCCUACCGCUGCCUCAGAUGCAGCAGAUGGAGCAAGCCGCAAGAAUGGCUGCAGGGCUAAUGCCACCACACGCUCGCAAUUUCCCUCAGGGACCACUCCCCCCUCGUGAGACGUUCCGAAACGGCCCACCUCCGGGUGCAUUUCCUCAACAACAGUACCAAGGAGGGCCACCGAUGUACCCUCCGGGACCUGGUGGAUACUUCCCUGGGCCGCAUGGCCCGUACCCUCCGCCCAAUAUGCGCUAUGGAGGGCCGCCUGCUGGACACGUCCCGCCACCUAUGGCUCCUCAUGGAAUGAGGCAGCAUUUCCCUCCUCAUCCGCCUCAUCGGCCGCCUUUUAUGAACGGUAGAGGUGGGGGCCCUCCUAUGCCUGGUCCGCAACAAAGGCAUGGAAGUAACCGGCCUCCUGGACCCGGUGUUGGAGCAGGAGGGUUAAACUACGGUUGAUCAUGCAUUGCACAUCCCAAUUCGCUCUGUAUCUGCUUUCACACGUUUUUGCUUUGCUCUCGCACUUACACGGAACCACAGCUGCAAUCGCAUGUAAAGUAAUGUAGCCCUUUGUUAUAAUACGCAACUGUCGAC
Molecule: messenger RNA, 2979 nt
Organism: Gloeophyllum trabeum ATCC 11539
Lineage: Eukaryota; Fungi; Basidiomycota; Agaricomycetes; Gloeophyllales; Gloeophyllaceae
Product: Pkinase-domain-containing protein
Exons: 7
Coding region: 1-2844 (947 amino acids)
Biological process (GO): protein phosphorylation
Cellular component (GO): nucleus
Molecular function (GO): ATP binding; cyclin-dependent protein serine/threonine kinase activity
Source: RefSeq, a predicted model, not a curated record